AUUGGGAAGCCUGUUGCUGCAGCCCCAAGUUGGAGCUUCUCUCUUUGGCCGGACUUGAGAAGCCGAAGGCGCGUCGAGUCGCUCGGAGCCGGUUGAGGUCAAGUUCCGCUCCUUUGCCUGGCCGUCGCUCGGGGGUCCCGCGGAGCCAUUGGUGGCCUAGUGUGGGAGCAGCGCGGGGCGGCUCGGAAGCAGAGUCUCUCAGCUCGGGGGCCUGCGACUUCCAAGGUGUUCUUGAAUCCAGUUGGAGACCCCCACGGUUUUCCCCUCCAACCACGGCGGAGUCGGUGAAGCCCACCCACUGCCGUGUUGUCAUCUAUUUGCAGAAGGAGAUGUCCGGUGACACCUGCUUAACCACCCUCUGCCCUGCUUCGGGAGCGAAGCCGAAGAGGUGCAGCGUCAAAAUCGGCACCCUUGGCAAUAAGUACGUGCGGCUGAAUGUCGGGGGCUCCUUGUAUUACACCACCGUGCAGGUGCUGACCCGCCAUGACACCAUGCUGAAAGCCAUGUUCAGCGGGAGGAUGGAGGUGCUCUCCGACAAGGAAGGUUGGAUCCUGAUCGACCGCUGUGGGAAGCAUUUUGGAACCAUCUUAAAUUACCUUCGGGACAACACGGUCAUUCUACCCAAGAACCGGCAGGAGAUCAAGGAGCUGAUGGCUGAAGCCAAAUAUUACCUCAUCCAGGGCUUGGUGGACCUCUGCCAAACAGCCUUGCAGGACAAGAAAGAGAGCUACUACCCAAUCUGCAAUAUCCCUGUCAUCACGUCUCCAAAAGAGGAAGAGAGGCUCAUUGAAUCAGCCAUGAAGCCAGUGGUCAAGCUCCUUUACAACCGAAGUAACAACAAAUACUCCUACACAAGCACCUCAGACGACAAUCUCCUGAAGAACAUCGAACUCUUUGACAAGCUUUCCCUCCGGUUCAACAAAAGGGUUCUUUUCAUCAAGGACGUCAUCGGGGACGAGAUCUGCUGCUGGAGUUUCUUUGGCCAGGGGCGGAAGCUGGCCGAAGUCUGUUGCACCUCCAUUGUUUACGCCACGGAAAAGAAGCAAACGAAGGUCGAAUUCCCUGAGGCCCGCAUCUACGAGGAAACACUGAACAUCUUGUUAUACGAGACUCCCCGGGUGCCUGAUAAUUCCCUGCUGGAGGCCACGAGCCAAAAUCGGAGCCAGACCUCCCGCGGAGAAGACGAGGACGGCAACUACGAGCCGCGCGACCGAGUCAGGCGCAUUCACGUCAAGCGAUACAGCACCUACGAUGACCGGCAGAUAGGCCAUUAGGCUCCCAGGGGGCCACCCAGAGCCCCUCCUUCCACCUGGGGGGAGGGCCCGUGUCUUCGGCACUGGGGUCCCCUCAAGGGCCCAAAUCUUCCAGGAGGGCAGCUUACAUUUCGGCCACACUGUGAUAUAGUUUGCGAAACGUUACUUCCCGAUGCCGACUUACAGCUGGGAGGGCAAGCUUGUGGGUUUGAAGCCAUCCCUUGGCUGUUUUGUGUGGAAUUUGAUGGGGUCCUUCUCUGCCUCGAGACUCUUCCUUGAAGACCUUAAAAACAAAAAUCCAGAUGCUGAGACCAAAGAAUCACACUUAAACACUACAUUGCGACGAUGAAAAAAACUACAGUUUUAUAGCCCCUGGUCCCCUUUCCCAGAGAAGAUCUGGGUAGCCGUUUUUUUUCCUCCUUUAGCAGAAUGUGAUUUUUUUUAAAAAAAAAAAUUGCCAUAACUGAGAACUUCUGAUGUCACCUCAGUUAGAAUCCUUGGGGCUCUAUGUUGCUGGGAAUAACUGGAAAUCAACUUCAUCCUUGGAAAAAAAAACUCUGUUCUAGUUCCUAAUUCUUACUGACGCGUUUGGGGAGAAAUUUGAAUGGAAGGGAUAUACCCAGUGUGCAUCUCCUACGGGUAGUCCUCUACUUACAACCACAAUUGAGCCCUUGGUUCUUGCUGAGUUUGGUUGUUUUCUUGCAAAUAUUUCAUUAUCCAAAAUAGGUAGUUACUAGCACUGAUGAUGUUACCUAGUUUGAUGAUGAUGAAUGUAUUUACGAUGGCUAUGAUCAUGAUUUAUCACUUAUAUAUUUUAUGUACACUGAGAGCAUAUGCACCGAAGACAAAUUCCUUGUGUAUCAAUCACAAUCGGCCAAUAAAGAAUUCUGUUCUGUUCUACUCUACUCUACUCUACUCUACUCUAUUCUACAUUCUAUUCUAUUCUAUUCUCUAUUUUUUCUAUUCUAUACUCUAUACUCUACUCUCUAUUCUCUAUUCUAUUCUAUACUCUAUAGUCUAUACUCUACAUUUUAUUCUCUUCUCUAUUUUUUCUAUUCUAUACUCUGUGUUCUACUCUCUAUUCUCUUCUCUUCUCUCUUCUCUUCUCUCUUCUAUACUCUCUACUCUACUCUACUCUACUCUACUCUUAUUGGGAUAAGGAAAUAUCUGCAAGAAAACAACUACCAGUAAGCUCAGAGAAUACCAAGGACCCCUCAUUCUAACCCUGAGCUACAAAUACUCUCCUUCGUUGAUACAGUUGAGCUCAAAAAUUUCUGCUGCUAAGCGAGACAGUCGUUGAGUUGUGCUCCAUUUUACGAGCUUUCUUGCCACAGUUGUUGAGUCCAUCCUUGCGGCUGUUCAGUUAGUAAUACAGUUGUUAAGUGAAUCUGGCUUCCCUGUUGACUUUGCUUGUCAGAAGGGGAUCACAUGAUCCCAGGACAUCGCAACCUUCGUAAAUAGGAGCCAAUUAUCAAGUGUUGGAAUUUUUGAUCAUGUGACUGUGGGGAAUCCUGCAAUGGUCAUAAGUGCGAAAAACAGCCAUAAGUCACUUUUUUCCGGUGCCGUAGUAACAUUGAGUGGUCACUAAAUAAAUGGUUGUAAGUUGAGGGCUACUUGUAUUGCAGAUAGCUUUGGAUCUUGCCUCGCUGCUAUUGGAAACCUUCAGGUUCGAGUGGAGUAGGGAUUGCUGAAAGAAGCAAACCAAAAGCAGGAAGAUCCAAUUUCCUAUGUCUGUGUCUCUGUGGACAGAGAUGCUUGCUCAUUCAAUGAUAGAUAACAUGGCCUGGAUAAGCUGA
Pantherophis guttatus is the source of this 3049-nucleotide messenger RNA. It is a transcript of the gene TNFAIP1, whose product is annotated as TNF alpha induced protein 1. Gene Ontology annotation, biological process: negative regulation of Rho protein signal transduction; protein homooligomerization; proteasome-mediated ubiquitin-dependent protein catabolic process. Gene Ontology annotation, cellular component: Cul3-RING ubiquitin ligase complex. NCBI's taxonomy places the organism in Eukaryota, Metazoa, Chordata, Lepidosauria, Squamata, Colubridae. The record is from RefSeq and is a predicted model, not a curated record. Gene Ontology annotation, molecular function: ubiquitin-protein transferase activity; protein binding.